Echinostoma caproni is the source of this 291-nucleotide messenger RNA. Lineage: Eukaryota; Metazoa; Platyhelminthes; Trematoda; Plagiorchiida; Echinostomatidae. The record is from the annotation of a GenBank genome assembly.
AUGGUAUCUUCUAGCAACGGCAAAGCGCACAUACCGGCACUGUCGCUUGGAGUUGUUGUCAUCAAAGAUGUACUAGGAGAUGGGCAAUGGCAAAGUUGCCUGGAAGAGGAUGCCGUAGUCGUAGCAACUCCAGUCAGAUGCAGGAAAGAAUCACCAGCUGAGGCGGUUCAUCAGAAGGCUCCGCAGGCUACAGCUACCGCGGAAAACAUUUUGUAUCUCCUUGGAUGUUGCGCCGGAUGCCCAAGCAUGAGCAAUCUACGGGAAAUUAAUGAGAAAGAAAGGACAGCAUGA